AUGGAUUCUGACGUUGAAAAACUGGUUAAACAAUGCCGUGGAUGUACUUUGGUAGCAGCGCCUGAAAGACCCGAACCAAUGAUCCGCAGUAAACUACCAGUGGCACCAUGGUCAACAAUUGCGUUAGAUUUCCUAGGGCCUUUACCAGAGGGACAAUACCUGCUUGUAGUCAUUGACUGUUAUAGUCGCUUCAUGGAAGUGUGUGAGAUGAGCAGUAUUACGGCAAGUGAUGUUAUUAGAGAACUGUCUGUAAUAUUCAGUAGAUAUGGCAUUCCAAGUGUGCUGAAAGCCGAUAAUGCGCCACAGCUAAGUGCAGAAUGCAGUGAGUUCAAAGAGUUCUGUGAUGCUAAUGGAGUUAAUCUGAGAAAUACAAUACCGUAUUGGCCACAAUCAAACGGCGAAGUUGAAAGACAAAAUCGGUCAAUUCUCAAACGGUUGCGUAUAGCUCAGGAAUUAGGAUACGAUUGGAGAAAAGAACUUUCUGGUUAUUUAUUGACCUAUCUUUCUACGAAGCAACCGACUACUGCAAAAUCCCCCGGUGAAAUUAUGUAUGGGCGAAAAAUCAAAAGCAAAUUACCAGCGAUAUCAACGUUCUUUGAAGAUGAAAGUGUUCGGGAACAGGAUCAAAUCAUCAAGGAGAAGGGGAAGGAGUAUAGUGAUACAAAACGACGAGCUAAAGAUAGUGAACUAGUUGUUGGUGAUCGUGUAGUAGCAAAAAGAAUGAGGAAGAGCAAUAAGCUGGAUACUGACUAUGCUGAUGAAGAUUUCGUGAUACUUAAGAAAACAGGCGCGGAUACUAUUGUCAAAUCUACAAUAUCAGGAAAGGAAUAUCGACGUAACUCUUCUCAUUUGAAAAAGGUGACUGAGCUGAAAGAAUCAAAAGAAUCAUCUCAAAAGGAACACGUACAUGCUGAAACAAACACAAACGCCGAUAGGUUCAAGCCAUCAUCUCGGAUAAGGCAGCAACCAAUCAAAUUUAAAGAUUUUAUUCCAUACUAA
Molecule: messenger RNA, 999 nt
Organism: Armigeres subalbatus
Lineage: Eukaryota; Metazoa; Arthropoda; Insecta; Diptera; Culicidae
Exons: 1
Coding region: 1-999 (332 amino acids)
Biological process (GO): DNA integration
Molecular function (GO): nucleic acid binding
Source: RefSeq, a predicted model, not a curated record